CAUGAACAUUUGUGAAGAUGAAGGUGUGAUGAAUAAGGCGUCAAAAUGCCUGCCGGUCUGCCAAAAAUUUCCUGAAGGAAAUCUUGACUUCCGUCUCCGCUGCCCUUCUAAAUACGAUGCCUCGAGAAAACCGGAAACGAGGGAAGAAACACAAGUUCAAGACUACUGACGAGACGAUCCCGUACGCCAGCUCCGAGCCUCAGGCAGAACUCGAGCCCCAAGUUGGCCCUUCCUGGAUCGUUACCGCUUCCGGGGAGGACUCGGAAUUCAACCCAGAGGCUCCCUUCGGUUAUGUCGAUGCAGAUGUCAAGGCAUAUUUCCGCACUGUCGAUUUACAGAUCCGUGAAUGGCAGGAAGGUCAACAAGAGCACUUAGAUGGUGAUGCAAACGUCGAUCCCAAUGCAGAAAAGCACAUGUUCUUUGUCGCUGCACUCAGCGAGAUGCGAGAGAAGGAGAAGCAAUUAGCAACUGACCCUGACUGCUCAAUAAUUCUGGAGAGGAUGGCGUAUUCGAUGGAUGACUUUGUGCGCAGGGUGUUUUUGGACAGUUUAUCUGGUUCCUUCGAAACCCUAGUCAAACAUCGUUUUGCGUCUCAUGUGUGCCAAACCCUGUUCAGUGUCGCUGCCGAAACAGUUGCGCGCGAGACCAUGGGUAUCGUAGCGCCAGCUUCUGAGGCAGCCUCCGAAGGCCACCUGCGAACUGCCGUCGAUCUCAUUCUGGAUAUAUGCAAGGAACUACUGCCAUCUCUUGGCUCCCUGGUUAUGGAUCCGUUCGCUUCACAUGUUAUUCGUGCUCUUCUCGGAUUACUCUGUCCUUCAUCAAAUCACACCUCCGACGAAACCUCCCAAGGAGCGAUGCGGUCUAAAAAAAGUGCACACUGGAAAUCCCGGCAGGGACCUCUGAUGUCUGUCUUCAACGACAAGAAGGGGAAAAGCAAAGAGGUGACAUCCCGUCAAAUGCUCCCAGAGUUUCGUACUAUGAGUCAAAGAUUUGUCGAAGCCAUUCGGAAUGAACUAGGAGAUAAUGAAGUUCGUGCAUUGGCCGCAGAUAAAGUUGCUAGCCCUUGCUUACUGAUGCUCCUCAAUGUGGAAGCUGAAUUGGAAAUGGCUGACGAGCAUGGUUCUUUGAUGGACCGAGUGACUGUCGGUGCUGUUUCUGCAUCUCUCGAUCAGGACACCAAAUCCAUUGACCCAUCCGAUUACCUUGGAACCCUCUUUCGAGACCCAACUUCUUCUCACCUACUAGAGACUGUUCUGUCACGAGCGUCCGCUAAACCGUUCGCAUUAAUCUGGAACACAUAUCUCCAGGGUAAAUUGCCUCGACUUGCUAUUCAUCCUGUCGGCAAUUUUGUUGUAGCGAAAGCGUUAGAACGAGCUGAUGUCAAUCAGUUGGCAAUCGCCUAUGAGGAGUUGCAGGAUGUAUGGGAGAAGAUGAUUACGACGUCCAGGACAGGCGUUUUGCGCGCUGCGGUGGAUCGAUCUGUUGCUUUGCGGACUUCGGAACAGGGUGCUACUGAGGCUGCAUUCUCGGCACUGAACCUUGCUUCAGAUGAAGACAAGAAGUACCUUGUGCCAUGUAUGCUAUCUUUAAAAAGGCUGUCGGUGUUCAUUUCAUCUAAAAGCGCACAACCUUCUUCCUCAUCCACUCACGAGAAUAAGCGUAAAAUAGACAAUGAACCCUCUACACAGUCAAGUAUCCAAGGCUCUCUAUUACUCCAAAGUUUGCUCAAGCUUUCGUCCCCGCAUAACCAACCUGUGAUAGACAGUUUGGAAGCCCUCGAUUCAUCUGAACUUAUUAAAAUUGCACAUAACGCAACGAGCUCCAGAGUUCUCGAUGUCCUCUUGGACUCUGAGACGGUCCCGAUCAAAGUCAAACGGUCCUUUGUGCAGAGCUUUAUAGGAAAUUAUCAUCUCCUCGUUGAUGAUCGAAUAGGUAGUCGAGUAGGCGAUAGGUGCUUUGCUUUCGCCGAUACGUAUCUGAAGGAAAAGAUUGCCCGGUCACUGAUACCCCAAGAACAGACUCUCGCAGGGUCUUACUACGGGAAAUUCUUUAGUCGAAACCUCAAUCUUUAUCUACUCAAGCGUCGACCGGACGAGUGGAAAACGGCACAGUCAAAUAAAAAGGCUGAGAAUCAUUCCAGUUCUACCACUAAUGCCAACGACGCAAAAAAUGAUUCCAAAAACAUUCCCUCCGCCGAACUUGCAGAUCCUUCUGUCUUCAAAAAGAAACGGAAGCGAGAGACCCGGGUCAAAGAUGAGAUUGACGAACUCUUCGACUCUUCUCAUAACAAUAAAAAAAGCAAAAGCCACAAGGUGGCCGCUGUUGACUCUUCUGCAACAAUCAAAGUGGCAAAGGAGCCAUCUGGUGAUACGCUUAUGGACAAAGGAUUGAAGGAUAUCUUCGAUGCCAUUCGUGCAGCUCCAAAGACUGAUCAUAACAAGGUCAAGGGACGAGUUAAACAUUGAAGUUGUACUGUAACGUAUACUGUCGUAGAGUUUUGAAAAUGACGUCAUC
Molecule: messenger RNA, 2514 nt
Organism: Lentinula edodes (shiitake mushroom)
Lineage: Eukaryota; Fungi; Basidiomycota; Agaricomycetes; Agaricales; Omphalotaceae
Product: armadillo-type protein
Exons: 12
Coding region: 117-2465 (782 amino acids)
Biological process (GO): endonucleolytic cleavage in ITS1 to separate SSU-rRNA from 5.8S rRNA and LSU-rRNA from tricistronic rRNA transcript (SSU-rRNA, 5.8S rRNA, LSU-rRNA); ribosomal small subunit export from nucleus; endonucleolytic cleavage in 5'-ETS of tricistronic rRNA transcript (SSU-rRNA, 5.8S rRNA, LSU-rRNA)
Cellular component (GO): 90S preribosome; preribosome, small subunit precursor; nucleolus
Molecular function (GO): RNA binding
Source: RefSeq, a predicted model, not a curated record